This is a messenger RNA of Colletotrichum scovillei, 1242 nucleotides long. RefSeq lists its product as uncharacterized. The record is from RefSeq and is a predicted model, not a curated record. NCBI's taxonomy places the organism in Eukaryota, Fungi, Ascomycota, Sordariomycetes, Glomerellales, Glomerellaceae. Gene Ontology annotation, molecular function: nucleotide binding. Bases 1 to 1242 code for a protein of 413 amino acids. The transcript is spliced from 2 exons.
AUGGCACUACUUCCAACCCGUAUUUACAAGGCAUUCAACCCGCCUUUGGUAAAGAAGACAGACGGUGCCAUAAAAGUUGGAGUUCUGGGAGCUGCUAAAAUUGUGCCAUUGCUGCCAGAGAUCGUUCUCGCGCCGAGGAAUUCGCUAAGAAGCACGGUAUUCCCGAGGUCAGGGACACUUAUCAAGGUUUAUCGAGUUCCAGACAUUCAAUGUCAAUAUUCUAUGAGCCAAGUGACUCUAACCUUUGUUGAAGAAAUUCUCGAUGACCCAAACAUCGAUGCCGUUUUUGUGCCCUUGCCAAACGCCUUGCAUUAUGAGUGGUCUACACGAGCCAUACGAGCUGGAAAACAUGUUUUGGUCGAAAAGCCGUCGGUUGAUAACACGACUGAGGCCGAUAUGCUUUUCAACAUGCCAGAACUAUCGUCAACGCACCCAAGCCCGAGAGUCUUGCUGGAAGCUAUGCACAACAAGUUCCAUCCCGCACUGCACAAAUUCAUGACUUUUGUUACUCCUGCCGACGUCAUUCACGUUUACACAGACAGCAUGGCGCCCGCCUGGUUUACUGCGGCGGAUAACCUCAACCACAAAUACCAGCUUGGAGGCGGCAGUAUCAUGGCACUCGGAACGUACAACUUUGGAGUCAUGCGCAUGAUCUUUGGCCAAGAGCCUGAAGAGUGUCUCGAAUGCGAUACUACAGUCUUUGACGGUGGCGACUGCAAACAGUGCGACUACACUUUCAAGGCCAGAUUUCAAUUUCCCAACGGGACUGGCUAUGCCACAACCAUUGUGAAGGGCCCUGCCCUCUGGAAGCCUUCUGAAGCCAGAGUCACACAUAGGAAGGUUGUGGUCCCCGACAAAAGCUUGUCGGACACCCAGGAGAAGACGCGGACGCGGUUGGUCACUCUCCAUGGGUUCAUGCACGCGGUCGCCUGGCAUCGGAUUGAUGUUGAAGACUCGUAUGAGAUUCGCAACGUCGUCAACGGUCAAACAGUCAAGAAGUGGGUAGAAUCUAGUUCGCACACAGCGUACACGUAUCAAGAUGCCGAUGAGGAGCUUCCGGGUCUAGGCGAGUACUGGUGGUCGUCAUUCCGGUAUCAGCUCGAGGCGUUUGUCAACCGGGUCAAGGGGCGCGAGACGCAUUACUGGGUCACUGGGGAAGACUCGAUCAAGCAGAUGAAGAUGAUUGAUAUGGCAUAUGAAAAGAGUGGGUUGGGAUUACGACCGACUAGCACUUUCCGUUGA